CUUUUGAGGGAGUCCAUUGGCCACUCUCUGGCAUCUCCCCCUCCCAGCCACCCUUUGCAUUUGUCUUCAGGCGCCUGGACUGGAAGAGGUCCAAAGGGGCGGCAGCUGGCAACUUUCCUCUAACUCGGGCGGGGAGGGCAUUGGAGCCUCUCUCUCCCUUUCCUGGUUUUUCUGACGCUCCUUGGGAUCCUUGCCCCUGAAGCCAAGAAAGACAAGAGAUCCCACCUCGACUGUUGAAAACAGACUCCUAUUUAGAUACUAGAAGGAACUUCCCGACGAGAAACAGAGCAGAGCGAUACAUUCUCAAGUUACCCCACAACCAAGUGCAAUGAAGACUUUGUUGAAAUGUUUCUGGAGCCUCCACUUUCCUCGCACAUUCCUUCACCAUUCCAGGAGAUCCCAGGCCUCUCUAGUCAUACCAGACUUCGAAGAUAUAAGUCGGGGCAAACAGGAAGUGCCGGAGUAUUUCAAUUUUGCAAGUGAUGUUCUGGACCAGUGGACGCAAGUGGAAAAGGCUGGCAAGAGGCCUCCAAACCCAGCUUUCUGGUGGGUGAGUGACCAGAAGGAAGAGGCAAAGUGGAGUUUUGAGGAACUGGGACUCCUGACCCGAAAGGCAGCCAAUGUCCUUACAGGACCGUGUGGCUUGCAAAGAGGUGACAAAAUCAUGGCGGUUCUGCCACGGAUCCCAGAGUGGUGGUUACUGAAUGUGGCCUGUAUGCGAACAGGUGUUGUUUUCAUUCCGGGAACAUCCCAACUAACAGCAAAGGACAUUUCCUAUAGACUCCAGGCCUCCAAAGCCAAAUGCAUUGCGGUCGAUGAUACAUUGGCCCCUGCUGUGGAUUCCGUUGCGUCUGAUUGCAAGUUUCUGAAAACCAAACUCAUUGUCUCUGAACGUGGCAGGGAUGGAUGGAUGAACUUCAAGGACCUGUUCCAAGCAGCGCCUGACAAGCACGACUGUGUGAAGACAAAGAAUCGGGACCCAUCCCUCAUAUAUUUCACAAGCGGAAGCACAGGAUCACCCAAAAUGGUGGAACAGUCCCACUGCUUUGGGAUUGGAUUUGCAUCCAGUGGCAGGCACUGGAUGAAUCUGGGUACUUCCGAUGUAUUUUGGAAUACAUCAGACACCGGGUGGGUGAAGUCAGCCUGGAGCAGCCUUUUUUCUCCGUGGCUCAAUGGAUCGUGUGUGUUUGUACAUCACCUGCCACGGUUUGAGCCUGCUGUCAUAGCAAAUACGCUCGCCAAAUACCCAGUCACUACUUUCUGCACGGCUCCCACUGCAUACCGGAUGUUGGUUCAACAUGAUCUCAGCAGGUAUAAAUUCAUGAGCCUGAAGCACUGCGUGACUGGAGGGGAACCCCUCAUCCCUGAAGUGUUUGAGCAGUGGAGAAAACAAACAGGGCUGGAUAUCUAUGAAGGAUACGGACAAACGGAAACAGUUGUCAUAUGUGCUAAUGUAAAAGGAAUGAAAAUUAAAGUGGGAUCAAUGGGAAAAGGAUCUCCACCAUAUGAUGUCCAGGUUGUGGAUGACCAAGGUAAUAUUCAGCCUCCAGGAAAAGAAGGGGAAGUUGCCAUUAAAAUUAAACCGAAGCGGCCCUUUUGUAUUUUCUCACAGUACUUGGAUAACCCUGAGAAAACUGCAGCCACUGAGCGCGGGGAUUUUUAUACCACUGGAGACAGAGCGAUUAAAGAUGAAGAGGGCUAUUUUUGGUUUGUUGGGCGGUCGGAUGAUGUCAUUAACUCUGCCGGGUACCGCAUUGGCCCCUUUGAGGUAGAAAGCGCUUUGACCGAACAUCCAGCAGUGGCUGAAUCGGCUGUCGUCAGCAGCCCAGAUCCCAUUCGAGGGGAGGUGGUGAAAGCCUUUGUCAUCUUGUCACCAGCUUUUUUGUCCCAUGAUCCAGAAAAAUUAACCAAGGAACUCCAAGAUCAUGUCAAAAAGGUUACUGCUCCCUACAAAUAUCCCAGGAAGGUUGAGUUUGUGCAAGAGCUGCCAAAAACCGCUGCUGGAAAAAUUCAAAGGAGUGUAUUAAGAAAACGAGAAUGGGGUCAAGUUUAGUUUGAACAAACAUUUGCUACAGGAAUGACUUUCUAACAAUGGCCAUUUAAUUUGAAUGCACCACACAAAAGUUCAAAUGGUCAAGCAAAUAGAAACUAACCACAGCUGAAUUCCUCUCUGGAUUUUGGAAACGGGAGCCUCUGAAAUACUCCACUGAUCUAUUUUUAACAUUUCUAAGUACUUUGGGGUGUGCGUACAGCUUGUCACAACUUGCAUGUCUUUAUUUCUUUCAUGGUUUCCACCUCUUCCUAAACAACCAUAGUGUCAGAUGCAGAAUCCUUUUUCUGUCUCCGAAAUAAGUUCACAUGAAGCAGAAAAAGCUUUAUUAAAGACGAAUGGAUUACUA
Messenger RNA from Anolis sagrei ordinatus, 2399 nucleotides. RefSeq names its product acyl-coenzyme A synthetase ACSM5, mitochondrial. Gene Ontology annotation, molecular function: fatty-acyl-CoA synthase activity; fatty acid ligase activity. Gene Ontology annotation, biological process: acyl-CoA metabolic process; fatty acid biosynthetic process. Gene Ontology annotation, cellular component: mitochondrial matrix. The record is from RefSeq and is a predicted model, not a curated record. NCBI's taxonomy places the organism in Eukaryota, Metazoa, Chordata, Lepidosauria, Squamata, Anolidae.